Pediculus humanus corporis (human body louse) is the source of this 789-nucleotide messenger RNA. RefSeq lists its product as uncharacterized. Bases 1 to 789 code for a protein of 262 amino acids. The record is from RefSeq and is a predicted model, not a curated record. Lineage: Eukaryota; Metazoa; Arthropoda; Insecta; Psocodea; Pediculidae. The transcript is spliced from 3 exons.
AUGGACUGCGAAAAUUAUUCAGAAUCUUCCGAUGAUCGAUUUAUAAAUCAACAGGAACACAGAAACGUUAGUCGAUUAUGGGAAAAAACAAUUAAUAAAUUUUCCUCGACAAAAUUUGUUUUAGAUGAAAAUGGAAAUAAUGCAAUUGACAUCUGUACAAAAGGAAAUAAUUUAAAUGUAAAUACGGAUUAUCAAGGCAAUUGUCCUGGGGUUUGCGAUGAACAAUUAACAUCUGAUUUUGUACAAAAAAAGCUUGCCAGAGGCAAAUCUUUUGCUAAAAAAAAAUCUCCUUUGCAAAAAUUUGAUGAAGUAGUUUCAAGAGAAUUAUUGGUGAGUUUUAACAUUGGAAUGCCAGCUUUUGAAAGUACGAAAAAAUGGUCUUCAUUACAAUUUCCAAAAACUACUUUCGCGGAUAUUAGUAGGGGUAAAAUACCAGUUAACACAAAAUUUAGCAAAAGCACAAUUGACAACGUAGAAAAAGAUAUAAAAGACGAUGAAAAAUUUGAAGUAGAAAAUUCUUGUUUAAUGGAAGCCAUUGAAAAACUAGCUCAGGUUAACACGCAUGACAAAAAAAUAAAAAUAUUUGAUGCAGCCGUUAAAGCGGCGGAAGCUGCAAUUGCAUCCGUACCUCCGGAAAAAGCUGAAGAAGUUGCUGUUGCCUUUGCCAAAGAUUAUCAAUCGGAAAUAGUUGAUGUUAUAAAUGAAAAAAUUCCAAUGUCGGAAGAAAAAAAACCAAUUGAAGUUAUUGGAUACAUAGGUGUUACAAAAAUGAAAGAUUGCAACAAAUGA